AUGAUGCAGGAAAAGUUGCACAAUGCAAGUUGUGGAAUGCAAACUCUCGAAUCCAACAAGCCCCAUAUAGUUUUCUGCCAUGUUGCUGUUGAAGAUAAUGUUCUUCUAGCACUUGGUAAAGAUGGAAAAAUGUAUUCUGGCAGCAUUCCUAUCUCACUUGGGUUAAAAGUUACUGAAGUUGCAGUGGGAAAAGAACAUAGUAUGGCACUGACAACAAAUGGAGAUGUCCUCACUUGGGGUGGUGGAAUGUGCGUAUAGUAGUGAAGUAAUAUUCACUUUGCACAUUGUUAGAAAGGUGUGACCCUUAAUGACUAUUUUAAUGUACCGGUAUGAUGU
Molecule: messenger RNA, 336 nt
Organism: Cherax quadricarinatus
Lineage: Eukaryota; Metazoa; Arthropoda; Malacostraca; Decapoda; Parastacidae
Source: RefSeq, a predicted model, not a curated record